Messenger RNA from Trichoderma virens Gv29-8, 765 nucleotides. RefSeq lists its product as uncharacterized. The record is from RefSeq and is a predicted model, not a curated record. The transcript has 2 exons. NCBI's taxonomy places the organism in Eukaryota, Fungi, Ascomycota, Sordariomycetes, Hypocreales, Hypocreaceae. The annotation marks the transcript as partial.
UUGUUUCUCUUCCUCGCCCCAGCCCUUGCCGAUGUCCAUGCCGACUUCAGCUUCUACCCUGUCGGCGCCCAAUCCUGUCUGAGCCAAGCCGCCACGACGUCAAAAUGCGACGGCUCGACCGUUAUGGACCUCAACACCUGUCUAUGUGGCAACUGGGGCAACUUUGUUAUCCUGUCCGCCAUAUGCAUUGGCAAGAACGACAAGGCGGAUGCGGUGCCCGUGUAUAAGACGAUGGUCUCUGCGUGUGCCGACUCCAACACGCCGCUGGUCGUGGCCCCGAAGGAGUUUUACGGCGCCGUCAACGGCACGGUCUCGACGACGACAACAGCGGCGACAACAAUGACGACGUCGACGACGACGAGCACGACGAACACGGCGACGACCACCGUGACGCCGACGGGCUCCAGCACCGCGGCGCCCGUCAGCGAGAACCUCUCGACCGGCGCGACAAUCGGCAUCGCCCUGGGCGCGUCCUUUGGCGGCGUGGGCGCCAUCGCAGGCCUCGUCUACUUUCUGCUCCGCCGCUCCAAGAAGCAGGGCGAGGAGGCCCGCCCCAUGCUGCUGCCCAAUUCCAACGAGGAGGCCCGCUUCAGCAGCCAGCCGCCGCUCCCCGAUCCGUACCGGUACUCGGCGGCGACGUGGGAUGCGACGCAGGGCGCGUAUCAGGGGCCGUAUGCGCCUCCGGAUGGCGCCGUGGAGCUGCCGCCGCAGACGGCGAGUAUGGGCAUGGUGUUUGAGAUGGAUGCGACGGUUACGCAGCCGUUG